GGCGCCGUGCGGCCCUGCCCGAACUCACCGGUGCCGCCGCCACUUGCAGACCAUGGAUGGGCGGAUGGAGCCGGUGACCGUCGCUGCCGAUGGCGGGGACCGACCGGGGGCCCCGGCGGGGUCCGGCAUGUCGGCUUCUCAGCGUCGGGCCGAGCUGCGGCGGCGAAAGCUGCUGAUGAACUCGGAACAGCGCAUCAACCGCAUCAUGGGUUUCCACAGGCCCGGGAGCGGCGCGGAAGAAGAGAGCCAAGCGAAAUCGAAGCAGCAGGACAGUGACAGGCUGAACGCCCUCGGCAUUCCUUCGGUCUCCAAGCGCGUGGUGCUGGGCGACUCGGUCGGCGCGGGAGCAGCGGACCAGCACGGGGGUGCGGCUGAGGUCCGGGGAGACGCGCUGGACUCUUUGAUUCCGCCGCCCGAGUGCCCUGACGACCUGAACCUGGAGCUCCGGCUGCGCAGCAGAGGGGAGCUGGCAGCGGACGCCGUGCAGAGGGCCUCUCGCCACGGGCUGGAGCAGUACCUUUCCAGAUUCGAGGAAGCCAUGAAGUUGCGGAAGCAGCUGACCAGCGAGAAGCCCAGUCAGGAGGACGGGAGCGCAGCCGAAGAGUUUGACUCUUUUCGAGUAUUUAGAUUGGUGGGAUGUGCUCUUCUCGCUCUAGCAGUCAGAGCUUUUGUUUGCAAAUACUUGUCCAUAUUUGCUCCAUUUCUUACUUUACAACUUGCGUACAUGGGACUGUACAAAUAUUUUCCCAAGAGUGAAAAGAAGGUCAAGACCACAGUGCUAACAGCCGCACUUCUGCUGUCUGGAAUUCCUGCUGAAGUGAUAAAUCGAUCAAUGGAUACCUACAGCAAGAUGGGGGAAGUCUUCACAGAUCUCUGUGUCUACUUCUUCACGUUUAUCUUUUGUCAUGAACUGCUUGGCUACUGGGGCUCUGAAGUGCCAUGAUGCUUGUAGAGCUCGGCAGGAGGAGCUCACAGAAUCCGUUUCUCUUCCGUGUCGCAGUAUCCUAAGAGGAGGCAGACUGGCUUACGCCAUUACUUAUUCUGUUACUCUUUCGGGUUUGUAAAACCACUUUAUCAGGCAUGAAACAGCAGAUCCCCUGAUGUAAAAGGCUUGGGCCUGCAUUGGUACUGAUAUGAAGAAUAGGGUCCCAGUGUCAUUAGCUGAUUUUUCUUAUUUGGUUAGAAUCUCUAGGCUAUGCCUCUCCUGACUUCUCAGAUUUGUCAUUCUACGUUUGGGGGCGGAGCUAGUGCUUUUAGAAGAGCAGAUAAACAAGGUCUUGGUGAGCCCUGAGGACUGUUCCUGUGUUUGUGUCAUUCUGUCCUGAGAAAAGCCAUUUUAACAAUAAAAUGAAAGGAACUGAAUUGUCUAAUGCUAAGUCUGUACGUUUCAACGUAAGGGCUGAAUAAGGUAGCUAAUCUUACCUGUUCUUUUUGAGUUGGAAUCUUAAUUUUUAUUCUAGCACAAAUAUUUAAUAGAAGAAAUGAUUAAGGUUCAUAAGUGUAGAAUUAAAAAGUCUUUAUGUUUCAUACUUGGCAGCUUUCAAUUUUGAAUUAUUUUCAGAAAUAUUGUGUUUCAGGCAAACUGGAACAAAGUGAUUGGAAGCUGAACAAUCAAGGCACGCAACCCAGUGGCGUGAAUGUCCCCCUGACUACCUUGGUAGCAGUGUCAGUCGGAGGGUUUACCUUCUUGAAGAGUAUAAAUGUUAAGUGUUAUGUUACUCGGUGUUUCAUUUUCUCAUAGCUUUUUAUAUGGUCUAUUUGGUUAAUCCUUGUGAUAUUAAAACCACUUGCUCUUUUUAAUUA
Messenger RNA from Lepus europaeus (European hare), 1803 nucleotides. It is a transcript of the gene CAMLG, whose product is annotated as calcium modulating ligand. The record is from RefSeq and is a predicted model, not a curated record. The transcript has 4 exons. Gene Ontology annotation, biological process: tail-anchored membrane protein insertion into ER membrane. Gene Ontology annotation, cellular component: GET complex. Bases 53 to 943 code for a protein of 296 amino acids. Lineage: Eukaryota; Metazoa; Chordata; Mammalia; Lagomorpha; Leporidae.